AACUUAAGACUUGACUGAUAAGAAGAUAAGAACACCCAGGAAGGAAUUGAUAUCGGAUAUUCAUAUCUCGUAUCGCCAUGUAAAAAUCAAAUGGAUAUCGUUAAAAUAUCACAAUCCGGAAAACAGAAGCGUGGUUCCGCAUUUACAUUUGAUAGUAUAGGUCCACUUUAAUCAUGUUAUUCGCUCCGUGGGGCGAAUUAGUUUGUAGGUGUAUCAUAUGUAUACUUUUUUAAAUGUACGUAUAUGAUAUACCUUUUUUAAAACGACGAAAAGAGCGGGUUUUGGUGGUGGAUUUUAUUUAUAUAUUAUUCAAGAACAAAUAAUACAAAAUUUCAAUAUCUGACAACCGAGCCCCUGUGUUAUUGAUGACAUAAUAUCCUUAGCUAUUUUUAGCUGAUAUGGCAUGCAACAUCUCAUUUUUAAUAAUCUGGCUCUGGCAGAUUUUAUUUGAAACUCGGUUAGGAUUUGAUCACUGCAUGUUUAUAUAUAUUCUACAGAUUAGGUGGUUCUUUGGUCACUUGUCUGCUCCCUCCCCCUCCCCCUCCCCUCCCUGAGAACCUAGUUGCUUAUGUUCACUCUUCCUGUUCUCUUCCUCAUAUACCGACCUAGAUUAAUUUAGUCACGUGCCUAGAUCUCAGUGGUACAAUAUACUAUAUGAAGUGAUCAAGUGUAUAAAGUUCAGUGCAAAAUACAUAUGCGCACAUCGGAGAAAAGUUACAAAGGAAUCGCUAAUAUUAGGGGACAAUUUAUACCGGAUAUUUGGAGCGUGUGCCAGUUAUAUUUCAUUAUUUAACAUUGUCCAUGAAUCACGAUUUGUUGGCCACUCUUGCAUCAAAGACAUUUCAAAAGUUGGUGUUGUCAUUACAUAGGGUAGGAAUAUGCUUCCUUGUUUGAUGUGAUAUCAUGAGGCAGGUUCCUGGGAACUGAUGAGGCUAUGAGCGGUAUCCUCUGGCUAGUACACGCCAGUGCUCUCUUGUGUUGGACCAGUGAAGCACUGCAUAUGUGUUCAUUCAAGGGACGCCUCCCAUCUGAAGAUGAGUGGUUCAGGUGCGUACCCUGUCCCCCACCGAGAAAAUUUUCCUUGCUCUGUUCAAAAGACUAUAAAGAAUGCGGCGUUAAUUGCACGGUUUUGUCCAAACUUGUUGAUGUUUGUCUUUCACAAUAUGACCGAUACUACCCAAAAAGCUUCACAGACAACAUUAAGCUAAAGUGCGAUCAGAAAGAAGCGUGUUUGGAACAGCGUCCUCACUGUGAUAUUGCUACGAGAAAUGUUUUCGAAACUAUUAGUGCGUCGUGUCGCCAAACGACAAAUCACAUUCAAAGUACCGCGCCAUCAACGUCGACACAUUCGACAACUCACAAGACUACCACGCAGACGACAGAGGUUCACGUGACAACACAAGUAACAACAUUCACCUCAAUUUUUGCAGUGGAUAAUGACACCGUGUCAACUACUAAUAAUACUCAUAAUCUAGGGGACCUGGAAACACCCUCAACAAAAGUUCAGUCCUCUUCCUCUCACGCCGCCAUCUUCAUUAUACUUAUACUAAUUUUCGUAAUACUUUUGAUUGGUGUGUUGUUCGUCGCUUUGAGAGUACGGCGUAGGUUUUUUGUCACUGUCAGAACCCCCCUUCAACGUCAGACGUCGACCGAUUCGCGUGCUCCGAUCAUCAGGACAGAUCGUGGAUAUGAUGUACUUUGUUUCACCCUUAAACGCAAAAUGACGUCACAAGACAGCGGAGUCUCAUCGUCAAAAGAAAUGCCACGGGGAUACUACGAACCUGUUCCUUUGAGUAGUGAACAUGUUCCUUUGAGUAGCGAACAUGUUCCUUUGAGUAGCGAACAUGUUCCUUUGAGUAGUGAAUAUGUUCCUUUGAGUAGUGAACUUGUUCCUUUGAGUAGUGAACAUGUUCCUUUGAGUAGCGAACUUGUUCCUUUGAGUAGCGAACAUGUUCCUUUGAGUAGCGAACAUGUUCCUUUGAGUAGUGAAUAUGUUCCUUUGAGUAGUGAACUUGUUCCUUUGAGUAGUGAACAUGUUCCUUUGAGUAGCGAACUUGUUCCUUUGAGUAGUGAACAUGUUCCUUUGAGUAGUGAACUUGUUCCUUUAAGUAGCGAACUUGUUCCUUUGAGUAGUGAACUUGUUCCUUUGAGUAGUGAAUAUGUUCCUUUGAGUAGGGAACAUGUUCCUUUGAGUAGCGAACAUGUUCCUUUGAGUAACGAACAUGUUCCCUUGGGUGAAGACUACAAACCCGUUCCUUUGGGUGGAGGAGAACCAGUCGUCCAAGAAAGACCUGGAGAAAUCGAAGUUUUAGAUUUUCAUGCGUCUUCAGUGGAAGAUGACGUCAUAAAACAUGGAGCUCAGGAGACAGGCGUGUAGAGUGAACUUGUCAGUAUUUACUGCAAACCAAUCAAGAUGAAAUUCUCAACUUAUUUAAUAUAUUUAUUUACAGAUUGAACUUGUAACAGUAUUAUCCAUGUAUAGUGCAAUAAGUAAGAUUUUUUUUAAAUGUACGAUAUAUAGAAUCAUAUACAUGUAUACAAAUUUGAAAUUUAAAUGAGCCUUGAAAGAUUUUAUAUUUAUCGAAAGGUUAAUACGAUUUUGGAGUUUUAGUGUUGGAUUGGAACGGUCCACAGAUAUGUACGUUAUUUACAGACAAAAACGUUUGCUGUUAUUUCUUACUUUGCAUGAACAUGCUUAGGUCAUGCGCAUACUCUAUUUCAAGUGAAGAGUGUUCUAUACGCUACACACAGGCGCGUAGCCAGAAAUAAAAUGAAGUGUGCGCCAAUUAUGGCAAGUGAUCUGGUGGCCGCCUCGAGACCCCCAGUGGGUUCAAGGCAAAGCCCUGGUAGGGUCACAGGGGGCGAAACUCUCAGAAGUUCUUGGGUUUUUCCAAUAAAAUCACCUUUUUUGUUCAUAUAAACAGGGUUUCUUGUCAAUUUCCAAAAUAAAGAGAUUUUCUAGUGUUUUAUUAUGCCAACCGUGUAUACUAGAACUGACUUUACAUUCAUUCUAAGAAUUGUUUAUAGUUUCGAAUAGUACAUGUAUAUAUGGUCAGGGGCGGAUCCAGGAAUUGUGGUUACGGGGGGCGCCACUUUAUGAGGCAGGGGGUCCAGGAAGCUCCUGGGUUUUACAGAUUUUAUGGGGCUUGAAACAUUUCUCCUAUUAAGUCAUUUGUACUAUUUUCUAUCAUUUUCAUAAGGUGAAAUUAAUCAAAUUACCCAAAUUCUAAGGGUUUUUUGGAAAAAAUUAAGUUCUCCUAAUAAAGUAAUUCAAGAAAUUAAA
This is a messenger RNA of Ostrea edulis (European flat oyster), 3283 nucleotides long. RefSeq lists its product as uncharacterized. The record is from RefSeq and is a predicted model, not a curated record. The transcript has 4 exons. NCBI's taxonomy places the organism in Eukaryota, Metazoa, Mollusca, Bivalvia, Ostreida, Ostreidae. The coding region runs from base 935 to 2377 and encodes 480 amino acids.